GUCAAUUUUUUAUUAAGCACUGUCUGCGGAUCCGGUGGUUUGCGCAAAUCUAGAGCUAAUUGUAAGACUGACAGAGCUCCGCCUCCGACGACUUUUGUAAAUCCAGCUCCAAGAACUAAACACGGACAUUGGUACUUCGUAAUGUUAUUAUCCUGGUCCAUUUAAAAUCCAAAGAGAUACGUUAAAUGUUUUACUUUAAUAAAACAGUGAUUCUUACUAUUCGCGCACAAAUUUAAUUGAGUACUUUCCAGUUUUUGUGAAACUUCUGAAAACUGUUUAUCCACACAGCAAAAAACUACUGAGAACCAACAUGGGAACAGAAAAAAUUACAAGCACACAAAAAUAUGAAAUGAUAGCCCCUGACGGGGGAUAUGCCCAUAUGGUAAAUGUUGCUGCAAUGUUAAUGUUGACAUUUAGUGUAGUACCAGUAUCAUCUUUUGCAUUGAUAUUUGGACCAUUCGUAUCGCAGUUUCAUGACGAAACAAGUUCCGUCACUAUCGUGACGUCAGUAUAUGUGACGCUACUGAAUUUAACAGGUUUGCUAGCCAACUUCCUUCUUCAAAAACUAUCAUAUCGUAAAGUAGGUUUAAUUGGAGCUGUCCUUUAUGUUAUCGGAAGUUUAGCAUCAAUAUUCGUCACGGAUUUAACUUUCUUAACAAUAAGUUAUGGACUUUUACAAGAAUCAGUGAUGGAUUUGCAAAUGCGAUGGUUAUUUUAUCUUGAACCGGUAAUUAACAAUAUAAAAAUUCUGGACUGCACUGUUUUAAAAGAUGCCUGGUACUGGAACAUAUCCAUAGGUCUAGCCGUUAGCUUCAUUUCUGAAACAAAUUUUAUGGCAAUUUUUCCCGUUUCACUCACUCAAAUGGGCCUAGCAAGUAGCCAAGUGACCCUUAUGAUGACCAUAUAUUUCAUAUCCGAUUUAAUUUCGAGAGUUAUUUUCAGUGUUGUCACUUUAAUCUGGUCGUUCAGCGUUCGUCUAGUUUUUUUAAUAAAUAUCAUUUUGACAAUUAUUUUCAGACUAGUUUUCAUGUUUGAAUUACCAUUUUGGUUCCUAACUAUUCUAACCGGGAUCUUGGGUAUUUCCCGGUGCCUAAUCCAAGUCCUUGUUGUCAUGGUUAUUGCAGAAGAAUAUUCGAACGUGUUUACAAGCGCCUUUUCAUUUUACAUGGUCUUCAACGGAAUACUAAGUAUUCUUGUAGGAGCUUUGAUGGGAUCGAUGACUCAUCAUAGCCAUGUACUGUAUAUACAGACGUCCAUUCUCGUUUUGUGUGCUGUACCUUGGACAUGUCAGUAUAUUUAUAAUUAUAGGAAAACAGGAAGAAUAACACACAAUCACAAUAAAGCAUUUUGAG
Messenger RNA from Agrilus planipennis (emerald ash borer), 1352 nucleotides. RefSeq lists its product as uncharacterized. Gene Ontology annotation, biological process: transmembrane transport; monocarboxylic acid transport. The coding region runs from base 311 to 1351 and encodes 346 amino acids. The record is from RefSeq and is a predicted model, not a curated record. Lineage: Eukaryota; Metazoa; Arthropoda; Insecta; Coleoptera; Buprestidae. Gene Ontology annotation, molecular function: monocarboxylic acid transmembrane transporter activity. The transcript is spliced from 8 exons.